Molecule: messenger RNA, 1095 nt
Organism: Penicillium angulare
Lineage: Eukaryota; Fungi; Ascomycota; Eurotiomycetes; Eurotiales; Aspergillaceae
Product: peroxidase
Exons: 2
Coding region: 1-1095 (364 amino acids)
Biological process (GO): cellular response to oxidative stress; response to reactive oxygen species; hydrogen peroxide catabolic process
Molecular function (GO): heme binding; peroxidase activity
Source: RefSeq, a predicted model, not a curated record
AUGGCUGCAGCUACUCAAACCGCCUCCCGCGUCUUUCUGCGCUCGACUCCUGUCACCUCCUCCUUCCGCCCGGCCGCUCGCUCAACUCGCGCCCUUCUUCCUACCCAGGUCCGCGCAUCGACUCGUCGUGGAUAUGCUUCAGAGGCCGGCAAAGGAGGCUCGCCAUCCAUUGGUCUUUGGGCUGGUCUGCUUGGUGUGGGUGCGGGUGCUGGUGCUUACUUCUACCUGAAUGGUGAAAAGACCCCCAAAGGGCCCUUUGAGGCUACCCAAGAGGACUACCAGAAGGUGUAUGAUGAAAUUGCUGCUCGCCUCGCAAAUGAGACCGAUUAUGAUGAUGGUAGCUAUGGUCCGGUCCUCGUUCGUCUUGCCUGGCAUGCUAGCGGAACCUACGAUAAGGAGACAGGCACUGGUGGAAGUAACGGUUCCACGAUGCGAUUCGCCCCCGAGUCGGACCACGGCGCCAAUGCCGGCCUCAGGCUUGCGCGCGAAUUCUUGGAACCCGUAAAGGCCAAGUUCCCGUGGAUCACAUACUCCGACCUCUGGACAUUGGCCGGUAGUGCCGCUAUCCAAGAACUUGGCGGCCCUCAAGUCCCCUGGAGACCCGGUCGGGAGGACAAGGAUGUCGCAGCUUGCACUCCUGAUGGUCGCCUUCCUGAUGCAGCCAAGGACCACCGUCACAUUCGGGAUGUCUUCAUUCGUAUGGGCUUUGAUGACCGAGAGAUGGUUGCUUUGAUUGGUGCCCAUGCCCUCGGUCGGGCUCACAAGGACCGAUCUGGCUUCGAUGGCCCUUGGGACUUCAGCCCUACUGUGUUCUCCAAUGAGUUCUUCCGCCUGCUCGUCGAAGAGAAGUGGAAUAAGCGCAAGUGGGAGGGUCCCACUCAGUUUACUGACAAAGGCACUUCUACCUUGAUGAUGUUGCCAACUGACAUGGCCCUUAUUAACGACAAGGGCUUCAAGAAGCAUGUUGAACGAUAUGCCAAGGACAAUGAUGCCUUCUUCAAGGAGUUCUCUGAUGUCUAUGUUAAGCUCUUGGAGCUUGGUGUGCCUUUCAAGAGCAGACCAGAGGAUCGCUUUGUCUUCAAGACUUCCGAGUAA